AUGGCUUCUUCCUGUUGUUGUUCAUUUUGGUUUCCAGUGUACUUUGUCGUAUCUGUAACACUGGGAGUCAUAGCCAUUUGCUCAGCAGUGAGUUCAAGUUCCAAGAACUCACCCCAAGAAAUCGCACCCAUAACCCAUGACCUCUCAAUGAAUGCCUCCUUUGCUCUCAGAAGAGCAGGAUUCAUUGUCAUGGCUGAUCUUCUCCACCGUUCACCUCAAUUCUUCCUUCCUCCUCAAAACUCAACCAUCUUUGCCAUCAAAGACUCUGCUAUCAGAAACACCUCUCUUCCUCUCUGGUUCCUCAAAAACCUUCUCCUCUACCAUACCUCCACCUCCAAGGCCUCCAUGCAGGACCUCUUAAACAAGACCCCAGGUAGUUGCAUCCCAACCCUUUUUCGUCAAAAGAAUGUAGCUGUCACAAAGGUUGACCAUGCACAAAGAUCCGUUGAGAUCAAUCACGUGUUGAUAUCAAACCCUGAUAUAUUUCUUGGAGAGCAACUAGCCAUUCAUGGUGUUCUUGCACCGUUUUCUUCCUUGCAUCGUCAAGAUCCUCAAGGGGCUUGGGAUUUCAUUCACUCUGCGGCUUGUCGUUCCAAUUCUUCAAUAAUGUUUGAUGAAUCCAAGAACGUGGUUGAGUGGAACCGAAUUGUCCAGUUUCUUAGUUCAAAAGGGUAUGCUUCGUUUUCAAUUGCAUUGCAUUCUGUUCUUGAUGGGAUUCAGAAAGAUUCAGUGGGUUUGGGUUCAGCUACAAUCUUUGCUCCUCCUGAUUUGACAUUACUUGGAUAUCCUUCAACUUUUCUUCAUAGAGCUGUGAGGCUUCAUAUACUGCCUCAGAGGUUUAAUUACACAGAACUCACUUCUCUGCCGGUUAGGACUUUGUUGAAGACACUGGUGCCUGAUGAUGAUCUUGAAAUUGAUGGGGUUCUAGAUUUUAUACCAGGGGUGGUCAUUAAUGGUGUGGAGAUUGUGGCACCUGACAUGUUAACUUCUGAGAAAUUCGUAGUUCAUGGGAUUUCUAGAGCUUUUAAAAUGGCUGAGCUUAUUGGAUGA
Messenger RNA from Gastrolobium bilobum, 1050 nucleotides. RefSeq names its product fasciclin-like arabinogalactan protein 21. The transcript has a single exon. NCBI's taxonomy places the organism in Eukaryota, Viridiplantae, Streptophyta, Magnoliopsida, Fabales, Fabaceae. Bases 1 to 1050 code for a protein of 349 amino acids. The record is from RefSeq and is a predicted model, not a curated record.